Molecule: messenger RNA, 1371 nt
Organism: Penaeus indicus
Lineage: Eukaryota; Metazoa; Arthropoda; Malacostraca; Decapoda; Penaeidae
Exons: 2
Coding region: 1-1371 (456 amino acids)
Cellular component (GO): extracellular matrix
Source: RefSeq, a predicted model, not a curated record
AUGAAAUCACUACAGGUUUAUUCUUUCCUGCUGGCGGUGACUGCAGCCGUUGUCACCGGUGCUCCUCAUCACUUCCAGGAACCUGACAGCGACUACCUCCCUCCUGCAAGAGACUUUGUGGUACCUGACAGCGACUAUCUCCCCCCUGCAAAGGAGGUUGUGGUACCUGACAGCGACUACCUCCCUCCUGCAAGAGACUUUGUGGUACCUGACAGCGACUAUCUCCCCCCUGCAAAGGAGGUUGUGGUACCUGACAGCGACUACCUCCCUCCUGCAAGAGACGUUGUGGUUCCUGACAGCGACUACCUCCCUCCUGCAAAGGAAGUCGUGAUACCUGACAGCGACUACCUCCCUCCUGCAAAGGAAGUCGUGGUACCUGACAGCGACUACCUCCCUCCUGCAAAGGAAGUCGUGGUACCUGACAGCGACUACCUCCCUCCUGCAAAGGAAGUCGUGGUACCUGACAGCGACUACCUCCCUCCUGCAAGAGACCAGAAUGUCCAACAAGAGCUCUUCGAGGAGGAGGUCCUGAGCAACCCUAACCCUUCCUACUCCGUCUCCUACGCCGUGGAAAUCCCAGAAACCCGUGACCAGAAGCAGGCGGAGGAGAGCCGGGCAAACGGCGUGACCAGAGGAUCCUACCAGUACCUGAGACCCGACGGCGUCCUGCAGGUGGUCAAGUACGUCGUGACGAAGGAAGGGGGUUACCAAGCCGAGGUAGAGGAACGCCCUGGCUUCGCCCCCAUCACGCAGGCCCCAGACGCCAAGAACAACGACCCCGAGGCGGAGGUAACGGCGUUCGAACUAGACCUCGAAGACGCCCCUCCUGCGGGAAACAUCGUCCAGAUUUCCCCGGCGCAUUUCGCCCUCAACCACCCUCUUGCCCCGGAGCUCCUCGCCAACGCCAAUGGUCCUGCCACUUCUCUCUCCUUUACCCCCCUUUCCAUCCCGAGCCCUGCAGUGCCCGCUCUCCCUUCAUCUACGUUCCUUACCUUACCUUCCCCUGCCUCAGAGGUAAACGAAAUUGUCCCUCUGUCUGAAUUUCAGAAAAUCUCCAACCCAGUGUUCCCCCCUCCCCCCGUGUUCCCUGCAGCAACCACCCCUAUCGACAGCCAGGAUUCAACCCAAACCACACGUCCUGCCACGGUCCUUACGAACACCAACCUUCCUCUCCCUACCAUCCCUACAGUCUCUAUCGUCCCUAAAAUCCAAGUACCUUCCCCUGCCCUCUCUCCUGCCUUCCCCCCUGCCUCCACCUUGUCUCAGGUAGCUGUUCCUGUCGGUGCCAUCGCCUCCUCACCAGCACUCGUCCAAGCACCCUUCGUCACUUUCAAUUCCCCUCAUACCUCGUACACCUAUUUCAGUAAAUAG